UUCCCUUCGAAUCUCAUUUUUACUGUGUGUUUGUUGUUAUCGUAAACAUUGAUACAGACAAGAUGUCUAAACAGGCAAUCAUAAUGGACUGUGUGUGAUAAUCCAUUUUGAGCAAUUCGGGGCAAUUUCAGUUUCUCGGUGGCGGAUGACGCGCAAGACUUCACCCUUUCAAUUCCGUUGACACAUAUACAGAGGUGUCGUUUCUGAUAAUCAAUUUCAGUUUCUCUUUGCUACGAUCGCCACAUUCUCUCUCUCUUUCUAGUGGAAGAUCCCGGUCUACUGACUUAGUGUCGCCUUGGUGUGGAAGAUCCAGGUCUACUGACUUAGUGUCACCUUGGUGUGUACUGUGCAGUUUGACUGAACCUGAGCUGAACUGCAUCACGCCUAUAAAUUAACACAUUUCUUAGGAAGAUGCAGCAACCCGUGCAGCCAAGGCCUUCUGCCAAUGGAUAUGACCGUCGUAAAGUUGAUAGAGAAAUGGGUACUAAGUUGGAGAAUAAAGUGCAAUCUGGAAAAACUACUUCUCGACAAUUUACAGGUGUAGGUAAAGGGGGAGCAUAUCAAAGCCUGUCACGUGAUCGACUAGUUUAUUUAAGUACCUGUCUUGUUGGACAUCAAGUGGAAGUACAAGUGAUGGACGGAUCAGUGUUUUCAGGGAUACUUCAUGCGACAAACCCUGAAAAAGAUUUUGGUAUCAUUCUGAAAAUGGCGCAGUUGAUAAAAGAUAGUUCUGAGGGGAUGAAGAAUACUUCUGAAACUUUUAGCAAGUCUCCAUCAAAGACUUUGAUAAUACCGGGUAAAGAGUUUGUACAAGUUACAGCAAAGGGUGUGCCUACAACUUUAGAUGGCUUCAGAACAGAAUUCAUGCUGGAACAGCAGCAGGAACUUUUGACAGAUUCAUGUAUUUCACAAUCUCGGCAUAUUGAGGUAGAGCGGGAGUUGGAACGCUGGCUACCUGAUGAUGAUGCUCCUGAAUGUCCUGAACUGGACAAUAUAUUUGAUGGCCAUUGGAAUAGGGGCUGGGAUCAGUUUCAAGCCAAUGAAACACUGUUUGGAGUAAAAAGCACAUUUGAUGAGGACCUUUAUACGACAAAGCUUGAGAGAGGUCCUCAGAUGAGUGAGUUGGAAAAAGAAGCUCUAAGAAUAGCUAGAGAAAUUGAGGGUGAGGAUACACGUGAUCUUCAUCUAGCAGAGGAGAGAGGGAUUCAACUUCAUGAGAACCUAGAAGUUGACGAGGAAACCAGAUUUUCUGCAGUUGUUAGAGAGGUUGAUGAUAGCGGCUAUGAUGACUGUGAGGACAUAUUAUUGGAUUCACGUAAUGAUGAGACAUUUCAAGGUAUAUCUAGUGCUAUGGGCAAGUCAUCUACUGACAUGACCAGAAGGAAGAUGAAUGAUGGUGCACAAGUUUCAUCAAGAUCUUCCUCCAUGGAUGAAGUGCAAUCUUCCCAGCUAAGUACCAGCAGGGAUGUCUACCAGACUUGUUAUGAUGAUCAUGCGAAACGGUCAUCAGCUGAAGUUGUCGCUAAAGAUGGUUCUAUCAUAAACAGGGGACUCAAAACCCUGUUUAGUGAGCAUGCUGGAGCAAGUUGCAAUAAAGAGGAUACGAGAAAUCAAAUGAUAGCUGAAGUUGCUCAAACGUCAGUAUUGGAAGAUUCAAAGUUUUCUUCAAGAAUGAAAAUGGAAACUUCUGAUGGGGGUAGAUUGUCUUCAGACAUCUCUGCAUUGCAUGUUCUUCCAGUGGACCAGGAUAAGAUCACAAGUUCUUCUAGAGAGAAGUUUGAGGGUGCGGUGUCUUCCAAGAUUCAAGGGGCUUCACAAUCUGCUAAUUCUCGUGUACGACCUAGUAGUUCUGUUCUAUCCGCUUCUGAUGGAAUAGGUGCUGCCUCAACGUCAGCUGACAAUGGAUUAUCACGAACCUCUUCUGUAAAUUCAUUUUCGUCAGAAAAAUCCACAUUGAAUCCACAUGCGAAGGAAUUUAAACUAAAUCCUAAUGCAAAGAGUUUCAUGGUGUCUCAAUCACCUUUGAGACCCGCUUCUCCGAUGUCUGAUAAUUCCUUCUAUUAUCCAGCUGGUGUGGCUACUGUUCCAAAUAUGCAUGGGAUGCCUGUUGGGGUUGGUCCAUCAUUUUCUGCACAUCAGCCUGUUAUGUUUAAUCCACAGGCACCUGUACCACAACAAUUUUUCCAUCCAACUGGACCACAGUACGGACAGCAGAUGAUGAUUGGUCACCCUCGGCAAGUAGUCUAUAUGCCGAGUUACCCCUCUGAAAUGCGACGAGAGUACUAAGCAGUUGGCAAACCAUAUCGCGUGGUGGGUUAAACCGAUUGAUGCUGUAGGAAAUAAUUCCUUACUCUAAAUUUCAUGGAUUGGUGAAGGAAGUUCAGCUGGUUGAUGAAGGGGGGUUCCAAUGAUUUGAUUAGAGCUCUUCCUUAUACUGGGGAUAUCAGUGAUUGUGAAUUUGUCAUAAUCAUAGAUUUGUAAGCUUUCAGAUUUACAGUUUUUCGUGAAGUUAACUGUGAUGUUUCAUUGGUAUACUGCAGUUGAUAUUUCUUCUCUUUGAUCUGUACUCAUAAUGUAUGUUUCUCUUUUCAAUACUAUUUAGUAGACUUUUAGCUACUUAUUGGUGGAAAUUAAAACCAAAAAAGAUGUGAAGAGUCGAUUUA
Molecule: messenger RNA, 2663 nt
Organism: Solanum dulcamara
Lineage: Eukaryota; Viridiplantae; Streptophyta; Magnoliopsida; Solanales; Solanaceae
Product: polyadenylate-binding protein-interacting protein 4-like
Exons: 16
Coding region: 412-2286 (624 amino acids)
Biological process (GO): cytoplasmic stress granule assembly
Cellular component (GO): cytoplasmic stress granule
Molecular function (GO): RNA binding
Source: RefSeq, a predicted model, not a curated record